Molecule: messenger RNA, 1380 nt
Organism: Nelumbo nucifera (sacred lotus)
Lineage: Eukaryota; Viridiplantae; Streptophyta; Magnoliopsida; Proteales; Nelumbonaceae
Source: RefSeq, a predicted model, not a curated record
AAGAAAUUAAGGCAGUUUGAAGGGGACAAAGUAAGGGUGGAAGAUGAUUUCAGAGGCCACUUCAUGCUACCAAAAUGUCUCUCAGGGAUUGCAGAUGUUUGGGAUGGCUGAUGAUGUGGCGUCCUCUUCUCUGGAGGAGAGUUCCGUUGCAGAGACUCAGUCCAACGCUCUCCUGUACAGUUUCUCCCAUCUCAGGGACAAGGUUCUGCAGCUGCAAUCUCUGGUCGGCGUCGUUAUCUCAAGCAAUCAAGGCCAACCUGAAGCUGCCGCCCUAGCCAUAGCCGGCAUGGGCACCCUCAUUCAAGAGAUCAUCAUCACUGCUUCUUCCAUGAUGUUCACUUGUCAGCAGCUGGCUCUUGGUUCCACUGGGGUCAACAACAUCAACAGCCAUGAAUUGCACCAGCGGCAUGUUAAGGUUUCUAACAGCAGUGGCGAGGCGCAACCAGCUGCCGCUGCCUGUGGUCGGGAGGUCCAGAUGGUAGAAGCUGAACGAAGCUUCUUCACCGCCGGUGAACAUCUUGAUUGGUAUGGCGAUAACUGUAACAAUGAGACUCAUACUAGCAACAACCAUAAACACAGUAUUACCAUCAGCAGUAGCAACACCACCACCACCACCAACAACAACAACGAUGCAGAUGCAGGAGAGAAAGAAUUGCCACAUGGGGUUGAAAGUAAUGGGGGAUUACAUGGUUUUUCACCAAAAAACUGUGAAAUUAUCGAAUUGGAGGCGGCAGAUCUGUUGGCCAAAUUCACACAUUAUUGUCAAAUCUGCGGGAAGGGAUUCAAGCGAGACGCAAAUCUGAGAAUGCAUAUGAGAGCACAUGGAGAUGAAUACAAGACAAGUGCAUCUCUAAGCAACCCCAUGAAGAACGCAAACAAUUCGGAGGAAUGCAGAGAGUAUUCGACGAAAUUGGUGGCCAGGAAAUAUUAUUCAUGUCCACAGGAGGGAUGCAGGUGGAACAGGAAGCACGCCAAGUUCCAACCCUUGAAAUCUAUGAUAUGUGUGAAGAAUCACUACAAAAGGAGCCACUGCCCCAAGAUGUAUGUCUGUAACAGGUGCAACCAGAAGCAGUUCUCUGUGCUAUCCGAUCUCCGCACCCAUGAGAAGCACUGUGGAGAACUCAAGUGGCAGUGUACGUGUGGCACGACGUUCUCUAGGAAAGACAAGCUUCUGGGUCAUGUUGCUUUGUUCGUCGGCCAUGCUCCGGCGGGUGAUUGCAUAAUAAAGCAAGGGAAACUUGACAACCAGACCGUGCAAAUCCGGCCAAUGAAAUAACAGGAGGUGAAGACGAUGCCGGGACAUUAAUAUUAUUAUUCCUUUGAAGUUUCAUUCCUUUUUAUAUAAAUUCAUUACAUUCACCAAUAUUCGGCUUGUGUAUU